AUGGUUCAGAUUUCUAUUGAUAGUACUCCACAUUUAUUUACGAUCCGUUUAACGACUUUUGAUGCAUUAGUUCAAGCUAUUGUUCAUCGUAUAGGCAUAACUAAAAUCUUACCAUUAUCAUAUUUUGAUACAAAUGAUAACGCAUUUGUUCAACUGGAUAGUGAAAAUAUUGAACCACUUCGACGUAAAACUCAUGUUAAAAUCCGUUUGGGCACAUCAUAUACAGCACCAUACGACGGUGAAUUGAACAAUCAAGGAAAAAAACAUGGACAAGGAACUUAUCGAUGGCCUAAUGGUCGAAUAUACAUAGGACAAUGGUAUGAAAAUCAAAUGGAUGGCGAAGGAGUAGAAUCAUGGCCUAAUGGAUCUAAAUAUCAAGGACAAUUCAAAGGAAAUAAAAGACAUGGUCAAGGAACUUUUACAUGGCCAGAUGGUCGGCAGUAUGUCGACUAUCGCAAUGAUUAUCGACAUGGUUAUGGUGUAUGUGCAUUUCCAAAUGGAUAUAAAUAUGAAGGACAAUGGUAUGAAGGCAAAAAACAUGGACGCGGUAUUGAAAUAUUUCCUGAUGGACAUCGUUACAAUGGAAUGUUUGAAAAUGAUAAAGCUGUUGCACCUUCAUCAGAAUAA
Messenger RNA from Rotaria sp. Silwood2, 627 nucleotides. The record is from the annotation of a GenBank genome assembly. Lineage: Eukaryota; Metazoa; Rotifera; Eurotatoria; Philodinida; Philodinidae.